AUGGCAUCAUCAGCCUUGCCCACCCAUCACCAAGCCCUCGUGCUCGAAACCCUCGAAAAGGGUUUCUCUGUCAAGACCGUACCAACUCCCCAACCAGGUCCGGGUAGUGCCAUCGUACGCAUCCUCGAAGCCGGAGUGAUCUCCUACCAACGCGAGAUCUACAACGGGGAACGACACUAUGAUUUUCCAAAGCCAAUCGUUGGGGGAUUGAGUGCCGUCGCCCGCAUAGCUGCUGUAGGUGAUGAUGCAGUGGUGCUGCAGCCUGGGCAGCUCGUCUGGAUGGACUGCGUGAUCCACGCGCGAGACAACCCGGACUCUCUGUUUCUCACGGCCAUCCAUGAGGGUAUGGACGCUGGGAGUCGGAAAUUGAGCAGCGAUGUUUGGCGCGACGGGGCGUUCGCCGAGUACAUGAAGGUGCCGCUGGAGAAUUGUAUUCGGCUAGACGAGAAUAGGCUGUGCCAGGAGUUGGGAUAUACCGCCCGCGAGCUGAUGUAUAUGAUGUACUUAUUGGUGCCUUUCGGCGGGCUGAGAGACAUCCGCCUCGAGGCCGGUGAGACGAUCGUUGUCUGUCCGGCAACCGGAGGGUUUGGUGGUGCGGGUGUUCAAGUCGCCGUAACCAUGGGGGCCAGGGUCAUUGCCAUGGGCAGGAAUGAAAAGGAGCUAGCCCGGUUGAAGGAGCACAUCAAGAAAGGGACGCCGGCCGCCAACAUCGAGACCGUCAAGAUGACAGGCCACUAUGAGACCGAUGUCGCCGCCCUGGAAGUUUUUGGGACCAUCGACGCCGUCAUCGACUUGACACCCCCUUUUGCAUGCCAGUCGAAGCAUCUGAAGAGUGCAAUUCGCUCGUUACGACGUGGAGGGCGGUGCAGCAUGAUGGGCUACGUCGAAGAUGUGAUCAAUUGGAACGUCAUGGCGCUGAACAUUACGUUGAAGGGGAAACUGAUGUAUGAGAGGGAGGACAUGGUAUUGUUUGUGAAGAUGUUGGAGCGCGGCUUGUUUCCACGCGGAAAAGAAUUCGUGGAUCCCAAGGUGUUUAAGAUGGAGGAGUGGAAGGAAGCGCUUGACACUGCGGCCGAGUGGACAGGUGUUGGUAAGACAGUUAUGAUUGAGCCGUAA
Cladophialophora immunda is the source of this 1116-nucleotide messenger RNA. RefSeq lists its product as uncharacterized. NCBI's taxonomy places the organism in Eukaryota, Fungi, Ascomycota, Eurotiomycetes, Chaetothyriales, Herpotrichiellaceae. The record is from RefSeq and is a predicted model, not a curated record. Bases 1 to 1116 code for a protein of 371 amino acids. The transcript has a single exon.